This is a messenger RNA of Helianthus annuus (common sunflower), 1435 nucleotides long. Its product is annotated as TVP38/TMEM64 family membrane protein slr0305. The coding region runs from base 260 to 1159 and encodes 299 amino acids. Lineage: Eukaryota; Viridiplantae; Streptophyta; Magnoliopsida; Asterales; Asteraceae. The transcript has 4 exons. The record is from RefSeq and is a predicted model, not a curated record.
UCGAGCAUCCGGCGACGGUUCAGUAGAGAGAGAGAGAGGGGGUUGAUGAAUUAGUUUAAUACUGUUAAAAAAUAUCAUCAUCAUUUAUUUCAAUUCCAAUUUCAAUUUCUCACCAAUUCACACUGAAUUUCAUCAUCUGAUCCGAUCAAUCCAUCACUUUUUCACACAAUUCCGUACCAAUUUCACUCUAAUCGAAGUAUUUUCUACCGUUAUCUCAUCAAAUUGACCUAAUUUUCGACCCAGAUUUGCCAUCGUCAUCAUGACGUACGAAGAAACUGAUGCAGUUACCGUGUUAAAGAUCGCAAUUGAAGAUCCGAGAGACGAUUAUGUUAUUUUGAGCGAACCGGAGGUGCUCGACGCCGGCGGCGGCGGCGGCGGUACUGGUGGUGGUUGUUGUAGCGGUGGUGGUGGUUUUUGGUACUGUUUGUGGUGGUGGUUGAAGCUUGUUCUUGUGGUCUUAUUUUUGGCUGUUUUGGGGGUUUGUUUUUUCCUGUGGAUUGGGCCUUUCUUGAUGAAUAAGGAGGUUAUUCCUAUAUUGAAUUGGGAAACAGAAACAUUCUGCAAACCAGUUUUAGCAGUUUUGAUAUUUGCUACAGUGGCAUUGUUCCCCACCAUAUUUCUACCGUCUACGCCGUCGAUGUGGGUGGCCGGAAUGAGCUUUGGUUACGGUUUCGGGUUUCUGUUGAUUAUCGGCGGCGUCACUAUUGGUGUCUCACUGCCUUAUUUCUUAGGGUCCCUCUUUUACCACAAACUUCAAGGGUGGUUAGAAAGGUACCCAAAGAAAGCUUCUAUCUUGAAACUAGCAGGCGAAGGAAACUGGUUUAAUCAAUUUCGAGCCGUAACGUUAUUAAGGAUUUCACCUUUUCCGUACAUCGUGUACAACUACUGCGCUGUAGCGACCGACGUUAAAUUCGGUCCCUAUUUGUUGGGUACAUUGUUAGGAAUGAUACCCGAGAUUUUCGUCGCAAUAUACACGGGUAUAAUGAUCCGAACAUUAGCGGAUGCUUCAAACGAUCAUCAGUCACUUUCGGCACCACAGAUUAUCUGUACGGUUUUCGGGUUUCUUUUGACCAUUGCGACCACUGUUGUGGUCACUGUUUAUGCCAAAAGGCGGUUGAGUGAGUUGCAGAAAGAUGAAGAACAGCUACUGCUGCAGUAAGAUUUUGAAGAAAGAAUGUGGAGGAACUAACAAAACAAAGAAUGUUUUUCAUUGAUUUUUAGUACAUAAAUGAAAGAAAGAUUUGACCGUAUCUUUGUUUUGCUUGUUUUAUUCCGCUUAUACCCUCGAUAAGUUGUAUAUAACCGACAUACGUACUCUAUAAACCAUCCUUCCUUUCGGUUUCAUUUUGCUGUUUUUGAUGUGUUUGUGAACCGAAAGACUGUUCUAGAGUCGUGGAAACGACUGAAAAACAAUGAAGUUACAUAUUUUUAAUCA